GUCUUUAUAUUUUAUUUCAACUGGGAUGAAAUGGAUUUUACCAAAGUCAGGAUUUUCAACACUGCAAAAACAAGAUGACAGACAAUUUAUUUGGUUAUGCCGGAGAUUUACCUGUCUUCCACCGGGAGAUGGCGCUGGACCCCUUUUAGACGCUGGAGGACGUUGGAUCCCUUGGAUCAUCGUAUUUGAAGCUGAACUCACACGGAAUAGACAGGAUCUAAGGACAUCACUCCAGAAAACUACUGCCACUUGAUGAGGGACCAGAUGAGGAGGAUUUAGGAGAGUUCUAUGACAAUGUCAAUGAUGACACCUUCGGAACUGGAGCUGAUGCGGGAGAUUGGGCCGAUGCUCAUGAGCGUAUGGUAGAUGAGUUCCAGUUUGGUGGAGAUCAACCAGCCGGAGCCCAUGGAGGACAGCAUGGUAAUAUGGUACCUUUCUUUGAGGAGGAUGACCUUGAGAAGAGUAUCACCAAUCUAGUUCUUGAAGAGGAAGAAUCUCACUACGAUCCAGCCAGCAGGACCUCUUCCCAGUCCAAGCCCAUCUCCAUCAAGGGUGGUCAGGAAUCCAGCAUCAGUCAACUGUUCGGGCCAAAGUCCCCGCCUUCGCUCUUCGACCCUACCGACUUCAUGUCCCCGACCCGUAACAUCUGGGGCUCCCCGGAGGUGCACCAGACGGUGGAGAUGCCAACGAAGCCAGGGGUAGCUGCCACAGAGGAACGGCUGAAGGCUAUGCUUCAUAUCGGCCAGGCCCCUCCCGGAAGGCCCGCCGACGAUGGAUGGGAGGACCCUGCUAUCGUCCGUGCAGUCAGCGACUCCCAGCCUGUGAAAAAGAAAGUCAUGUCCCUCGCCGAGCUUGAACAGGAGCUCAUGACGGGGCGCAAACCGACCCCAAGCAAAGCUCUUCCCGCCCGCUCCGUCUCGCCGGAGAUCGGUUCUCCACCCAUUGCCAUUCCGCUGCCAAUCGGCACACCACCCAGGGGAUCCAUGAUGCACCAUGCACGAUCGUCCCACCCCCCUAUGGAGCAACAGAAACAUUCUCCAUUUCCUCAACACAUUCAGGCCCCUCUGCAAGCAACUCCCUCACCAAUACAACAAAAGACUCCUGGUGUGGGGCAGUCUCCCGUCGUUCCCAUCCACCCGCAGCACCUUCAGCAGCUCACCCGCCAGAUCCACCAGUACAUCGGAGGGAGGGUAUCCCCUACUCAGAUCAGCCAACUCAUCAUACGCCUGCAUGCAACCGGUGGGCGCAUCUCCCCAAACAGCAUCCGCACGGCCGUCUUCACCUCCAUCCCUCCCCCCUCCGUCGACGUCCCGCGGCCGAAGGCCACCAACGUCGCAGGGUCGCCAGGCUUCCCGGGAACCCAGAGAUUGCCAUUCAAUGCGGGGUCCCCGCAGAUGCCGUAUUCCUCGUCUCCGCGGGGGAUGAUGAUGGGGUCAAGUCCUGGAGCUAACACCCCUCCCAUGCACAUGGGUGGCGGUAGAGGGGGGCGGUUCCCAAGAGCGAUGCAUGGCCUUACACCCAUGAACCCAAGGAUUCCGCCUGUACACUCUAGACCCGACCAAGGCGGCAUGAACAGACGCUACCCAUACAGUCCACAACAGAGAGGUCCUCAUCAGAACAUAGGGAAAUAUGGUGACGGACCACGUGCCCAGCGGCAGAUCCGUUUCCAGCGCGGCGGGGGCGGGGAUAACCAGUACCAUCGUCGUGGAAACCGAGGGGAUUAUGAUGAGUAUUCCUGUUUGAUGUCGCAGAAGGAGAAAGAAUGGGUGAUCAAGAUUCAGAUGCUUCAACUGACAUCAAACAACCCUGCUGUGGAUGACUUCUACUACCAGAAUUAUAUGGCCAGAAAAGCGGCAAAGGAGAAGGACCGAGAGGAGAGUGGAAAGAACAAUGUACAAGGAAAUGAUGGCAAGAAGGAGAAGAAACUUGUAUUGCGCCCUCUAGAGAGCAAAGCCUAUCAGCCAGCCCAAUUUGAAGGUGCCCUUGGAAAGUUGACCUCAGCGAGUGUGAACAAUCCCCGUCAGAUCAUUGAUAUUCACAUUGACAACACACCAGAUGAGGAAGAGGGAGGAAAGGCAAAGGACCAUAGUCGUCGACGUCGGACACUCCUCGCUAUCGAGCGCCUGUUCAGCCUCGUCCUCGAGUUAGAGGAUCUGGAUUUGCUUGUCAGAGGCUUACCUGAAUCAGAUCGCGGACCCCUCUUGGAGAAAAGGAAAGGACCUCUGAUGAAACUGUGUGCUAUGCUGAAAGGAGAAAAGGGUGAUGGACUUAGUGAAAGGACGCCCAGUUCUCUGUUCCAUCAGGUCCUUGGUAUCCGUAAGGGACGUAAGCUGGUGAGCCGGAUCUUCCCACUCCUUGGAAAGGAGGAAGUGUUUCCUAUGGUUGAGACUCUCUUUGCCGACCUCACCUAUGUCUUCAAACAGGAGGCUAAGGACCUGAAGAGGGAUGCAAUCGAAAGUCAGAGGGGGAGGUUAGAUGAGACGUUACCCCAGCUGUUUCCGCCGCUAUCUCAGGUAAUCCAGGAGAGUAGUCUCAUUGACCUGACCUCGCUAGUUGGUGACCUCCAAUCCCAGAUCCCGACAACCCCCACUGCCACACAACCCAAGGGGUCAGCAGUCAUCGCUGGUGCUAUUCAAAACAAGCUUGGUGUAUCUAUUGUUAUGUGUAUGUUGAACCGUGCUGAGGAGGUUUAUACGUCUACUACGGAAGAAUCGCCACCUUUUCACACGCAAUGGUAAGUCCCUUUAUAGUGAUAAUAAAAUUAAUAAUAAUUGGCAUUUUUAUAGCGCUUUAUCAAUCAACAACUGCUCAAAGCGCUUUACAAUUAUUACCUGGUCACUGGAUUCAUAGCAUUUCAAGCAGCCUGUUAGGCACACACUUGCUAAACCAACCACAAUGACGGUUGUUUCCUACCGGUACCCAAUCAGCACCUGGGUGAGAGUGGCAAAGUGUGGAUUGAAGCCUUGCCAAAGGACGCUAGGCCAUGGUUGGAUUCGAACAAAUGACCCGCUGAUUACAAGGCGAGAGUCAGAACCGCUACACCACGGCAGAACUGCUGCACCAUAAACCAAAUUUGUGACCUGGGGCCUGUAACACAAAGCACAGCGAUGAUCGUAGAACAUUUUUCUGUGAUUGAUUGCAUUGACUACAAUGUACAAUCAAUCGUUAAAAUCAGGCAUACGAUCAAUCGCUUACCUUUGUGUUACGGGACCCAGGUUUUGCAAAACCCACAAAAAGUCGCCAGAAAUGAAUUUUCUGGUAAAUAUCCCUACUGAAAGAGGAGAUUCUCAUCUUUAAAAUGAUAUCCUUCACUACACAGAGAAGAAUAUUUACUUCCAGUGAAUGCUACUUUUGAGAAAGGGGGGAUUAAAGUUGACAGGUCUGCUAAAGCCCACUUACACUCAAACUUUUAUGC
Messenger RNA from Lytechinus pictus (painted urchin), 3415 nucleotides. Its product is annotated as protein PAT1 homolog 1-like. Gene Ontology annotation, molecular function: RNA binding. Gene Ontology annotation, cellular component: P-body. Gene Ontology annotation, biological process: P-body assembly; deadenylation-dependent decapping of nuclear-transcribed mRNA. Bases 360 to 2738 code for a protein of 792 amino acids. Lineage: Eukaryota; Metazoa; Echinodermata; Echinoidea; Temnopleuroida; Toxopneustidae. The transcript has 16 exons. The record is from RefSeq and is a predicted model, not a curated record.